AUUUUAUAACUCCCCUACUUCAAAUAACCUUUAGGAAAGUGCCUUCUUUAAAUGAUCAUCAAAGUGACAUGGAACCAGGGGCGGACUGACAACUCAUGGGGCCCCCGGGCAAUAGGGGAUCAUGGGGCCCCUGUGUCCUCGCCCACAUCCAAAAAAGCCUAUGAAAAAGCCAAUGAAAGGUACCAGGGGCAUCUCAUGGGGCCCCCUACUGACCCCGGGCCCUCGGGCAGUAACCGAGUGCUCAAAUGGUCAGUCCGCCCCUGCAUGGAA
Messenger RNA from Staurois parvus, 270 nucleotides. NCBI's taxonomy places the organism in Eukaryota, Metazoa, Chordata, Amphibia, Anura, Ranidae. The record is from the annotation of a GenBank genome assembly.